AUGGCCUUCGACUUGAAGGUUGAGUGGGAGGGGCCUGAGCAGUAUCAGGCUCUUGUCUCUCGUGCUGCUGCUCUGGGUUUUGCUGCUGUUGCUGCUAAUGUGUACAUACACCUGCCGCCUCCGCGGCAGCAGCAGCAAGCAGCAGCAGCAACAGCAGCAGCAGCAGCAGCAGCAGCACUAGCAAAGGCUGUGAAGCAAGGGCUGCCUUUUCAGCACCCUCUCGCUGUCCCUGCGCCUCUCCGCUCUUCACCCCUACCAGCAGCAGCACCAGUUGCUGCUGCUGCUCCUGCUGCUGCUGCUGCAGAAUCGCAGCAGCAACUGCUGCAGUGGCUGCCGGACACAGUGCCUGCUUUGUAUUCCCAUACCACUCAGCAGCAGCAGCAGCAGCAGCAGCAGCAGCAGUUAGCUCGCGGUUGCGGCCCUCUGAGCAAGAGACAGUGGGUAGAUGUCUUUCCCUAUGCUGCAGCAGCAACAGCAGCAGUGCAGCAGCAAGCAGCAGCAGCAGCAGCAUGCGAGAUUCUGCAGCUGAGACGGGUGACGGUAGUAUUGAGUUGUACAUCUGCUGCUGCUAGCUUCAGCACUCUCUUCCCUAGAGGCCCUCCCUUCUACCCCGCAGCAGCAGCAGCAGCAACAGCAGCAGCAGCAGGCACACCAGCAGCAGCAGCAGCAGAGCGGCGAGGCGCAUGCAUUGAGCUUCUUGCUGUGCAGCCAACCGAUGAAGAGACCUGGUUGUUUGCCUGCAGCAGCUGCGAGUGUGAUAUCAUCUCCAUAGACUUUGCUGCUGCUGCUGCUGCUGCUGCUACGGGCGCUGCUGCUACAGGUGCUGCAGCAGCAGGUCUACCCUUCACCAUACGCAGACGGCAUGUGCUGCAGGCAGCAAGGAGAGGCGUCUUCUUUGAGGUGUCUCUGUCAGAUCUGCUGCAGCCGCAGCAGAAGCGAGGUGCAGCAGCAGUAGCAGCAGCAGCAGCAGCAGCAGAGGAGGAGAGCAGCAGCAGCAGCCAGGCCCUUGCAAACCUGCAACGGCUGCUGCGGUUCGUGCCACCUAAACAGCUGCUGCUGUCUUCCGGUGCAGCAAGGCCGCAGCAGCUGCUGACUCCUCCUGCUGCUGCUGCUGUUGCUGCAGCACUAGGCAUCUGCAGCAACCAUAAAGCAGCAGCAGCUAAUUGCAGCGCAGCAGCAGCAGCAGCCCUUGGUCGCGGUGCUGCUUCUCACGCCCCCGGUGGUGCUGUCACUCAAGGCUGGCCUACUGCUGCAGCAGCAGCAGCAGCAGCAGCAACUGCAGCAGCAGACAGCAGCCUUGCUGCUGCUGCUAUGGCUGGGAAUAUGCCUCCGUCUAUUGUGCAGCAGCUGCAGGCCCUGCGUCAGCUGCUGCUGCAGCAGCAGCAGCACUAA
Messenger RNA from Eimeria acervulina, 1392 nucleotides. RefSeq lists its product as hypothetical. The record is from RefSeq and is a predicted model, not a curated record. The coding region runs from base 1 to 1392 and encodes 463 amino acids. Gene Ontology annotation, cellular component: nucleolar ribonuclease P complex. Gene Ontology annotation, molecular function: RNA binding. Gene Ontology annotation, biological process: tRNA processing. The transcript has a single exon. Lineage: Eukaryota; Apicomplexa; Conoidasida; Eucoccidiorida; Eimeriidae.